Molecule: messenger RNA, 5545 nt
Organism: Cryptomeria japonica (Japanese cedar)
Lineage: Eukaryota; Viridiplantae; Streptophyta; Pinopsida; Cupressales; Cupressaceae
Exons: 6
Coding region: 127-5370 (1747 amino acids)
Biological process (GO): protein phosphorylation
Molecular function (GO): ATP binding; protein kinase activity
Source: RefSeq, a predicted model, not a curated record
GUUCACACCUCCAUCGGCCGCCCAGCGAAAUAGCCUCGCUACAUUUACGAAGCUUCACGCAGUAUAUGUCUGCCAAAUCCCUUGUAUAAUCAUGAAUUAAAUUUCUUUUGUAGCUCGUUCCAACUGAUGGAUACGCAUGAGGAAGAUCUGUUGGGCAUUGACACGGCUAGAGAUUUUCGUAGGCUUGUUAUGGAUUCCUUGGAUAAACUGAACCUUCUCAUGAACGGUAAAAGCUUCAAAUUCCAUGUCGAGCAAUGCAAAAGUUUGUGCGCUUAUAUGCUCAGUAAAUUCUCCCCAUAUAUUGACAACAAUGGACCAUAUGUGGGUUACGAUAUUUGGAGCAAACGUGUGCAUCUAAUGAGAGCUUGGAAAGAAAUAUAUCGGGCCAUGAAAGAAGCAGAAGUAUACCUCAAACACUGCUCAACCGAUAGCGGCUGGCUGAAAUGUUUUAUAAUGGCUAACACAGGUGAGGCCUUCGCCCUACACAUGCACGACCUUGCUUGGUCUCUUCUUUGCUUAGAUCUAGUUCUUCUGUGCCCGAUUGAAGCAUGGGAUGAAAAAAUCCACUUUAAAGAAUUCUGCAACAGAAUAAGUAAUUUCUUUUCAGAAAUGUCUAAUUUACAUUUAGAUCACUUUGGCUUCAAGUUUCAAGACCACUGGCACCUAUUGAUGGCUUGUAAUCAAACAGUUGCCAAGGCUUGGACUCUUAAACAAAAAAAUAAAAUUGGGGUUUUACAAUUCAUGGAGAGAAAGAUAUCAGAAGCCAUCACGAAUGAGUGUAAAAUUGAAUCUGCAACUGGUACACCUACGUGUCUGCAGAUCCCUCCAAAAGAUUUAAUCAAAAAGAAAAGUAUAGGACACGGAUCUUUUGGGCAAGUGUACGAGGGUUCAUGGCUGGGGCAUAAGGUAGCCGUAAAAGAUAUUCCUAUUGAUGCUCCUGAUCUGUUCGAGAGGGAGAUUACAGUUCUUUCCAAGCUACAUAGCCCUUUCAUUGUCCAGUUGAUAGGCGCAUGUAUUGAGGGACGAAGUUGCUAUAUUGUUAUGGAACUGGUCAGCUCCAGCUUGGACAAACUACUUUCAAGUUCUGGUGGCAGGGCACCCCUGGCGCUCCCUGUUGCAGUGGAUAUGAUGCUUCAAAUAUCGAGGGGAAUGGAAUACCUUCACAGCCGGGGUAUCAUGCAUCUAGAUCUCAAAUCUUCUAAUGUUCUCAUACAGCCCUCUGCAGUUCCGGAAUUUAGGGAGCAAGGCUACGGGCGAGUUAAACUUUGUGAUUUUGGAAUGGCUAGUUUGAGGCUAUCCAGUGUUAGGUGUGAAGAUCCCAAGGGAACAUGUUACUGGAGGGCACCCGAAGCUUUUCCCUUCCCAAAUGAAGAAUUGCUCCCAGAAAUUGACACCCUAAAUGAGUACACCUAUAAAGCAGAUGUAUACAGCUUUGCAAUGACUUGUUAUGAGAUCCUGACAGGGAAGCAGCCUUUCCUGGAUGUACAUCCCAAAGAUCUGUACCGACUGAUUGUGCAAGGGAAAAGGCCGGUUUUGCAGCCGCCUUCAUGUCCAGCCGUGUUAGCUAAUUACAUAGCAAAGUGUUGGGAUACAGAUCCAAGUCGUCGUCCUUCUUUUGGACAGGUUUCUACUUUUAUGAGGAACAUGAAAUUAUUCAUACUGAGAAGUACAGAUCCUUGUGACUGGCUUGCAAACUCCGGCGAUUAUUUUCACCCACCUGAGUUGUCUUUAGAACUUGUGACGUCCAAGGAAGAAGCAUUUGAUGAAAGUUCUGCAGACGAGAAACUGGAAUUGAUAACUAGGGUUCUUGACAGCGUCCCCGCUGAGAUAAAAAGAAGAUACAACAUAAAUGUGACCGGGACAAUGCCUUCGGAGAAGAAUUCAAUGCCUUUUGAGAAAAAUCCCUUGCCUUCAAAGAAAUUGAAUGCACGACAAGCUCGAUCCUCUCUUUUGUUCCACUGCGGAAGUCUUUAUCAUUUUGAUCUAAAUGAUAUUCUUCUAUCCAGUGCAGAAGUCCUGGGAAAUGGCAGCUUUGGCACUACAUAUAAAGUUUAUUUGCAUGAUUUUGUUCUCGUCGUCAAGAGAUUAAGAGAUAUAAAUGGAGGAGAUUUUGAACGACGUUUACAAGCAUUAGGAAGUCUGAAGCAUCCCAAUCUAGUGAGUUUAGAGGCUUAUUAUAUUUCCAAAUGGGAAAAGCUCCUUAUUUAUAAUUAUCUUCCCAAUGGCAGCCUUUGCUAUCUUCUACACACUGGAAAAGUACACCUGACGUGGUGUAGGCGGAUGCAGAUAGCGGCGGAUGUGGCCGUGGGCCUGGCGUUUCUUCACAAGUCAGAUAUCGCACACGGCAAUGUAAAAUCUUCCAACGUUCUGCUGGACAACGACGGCAAUGCCUGCCUAGCAGAAUCUUGUUUCGCGGAUCUUAUCGCGGAAAACUCAAGUGUUGCUAAAAAAUCCGCGGCAUACAUAGCACCAGAGGAGCACAAUGGCGGAAGAAUAUCUAAAGAAUCAGACGUGUACAGUUUUGGAGUGGUACUCCUUGAAUGUGUCACUGGGAAGAAUCCUUCAUUGUUUAACACAGAUCUUCCCACGUGGAUUUUCUCUAUUAAAGAAGAAAGGUGGACGACAGAAGUGUUGGAUGUGAGGCUGAACAGUGAGGAGGGAGCCACCCGAAACAUUUUGAGAAUGCUCAAAAUAGCGAUGCUCUGUUGUUCUCCCCAUGUUUACGUCCGUCCCAGGAUGAGAAAUGUGAUUAAAAUGAUCCGAGAAAUUACUACAGCUGUCUCAUGUUCAGAGAAGAAUACAAUGCCUUCAGAGAAAUCGAAUGCACUGCCUUCAGAUAGGAAUGCACUGCCUUCUGAAAAGUCGAAUGCACUGCCUUCGGAUAAGAAUGUACUGCCUUCAGAGAAAUCGAAUGCACUGCCUUCAGAUAAGAGUGUAUUGCCUUCUGAGAAAUCAAAUGCACUGCCUUCGGAUAAGAAUGUACUGCCGUCAGAGAAAUCAAAUGCACUGCCUUCAGAGAAAUCGAAUGCACUGCCUUCAGAUAAGAGUGUACUGCCUUCUGAGAAAUCGAAUGCGCUGCCUUCGGAUAAGAAUGUACCGCCUUCAGAGAAAUCAAAUGCACUGCCUUCAGAGAAAUCGAAUGCACUGUCUUCAGAUAAGAGUGUACUGCCUUCUGAGAAAUCGAAUACACUGCCUUCGGAUAAGAAUGUACUGCCUUCUGAGAAAUCCAAUGCAACCAAUGAAGAAGGGCUUCUUAUAUAUAACGAUUAUCCCAAUGGAAGCGUCUAUUCUCUUCUACACACUGAAGAAGAACCCCUAAAGUGGGAUAGGCGGACGGGGAUAGCGGCGGAUGUCAUAUGGGCAACGCCUUCAGAGAAGAAUUCAAUGCCUUCAGAGAAUUUCAAUGAACGAAAAGAUCCAUCCUCUCAUGCGUUCAACGGCGGAAGUCUUGAUCUGGAUGAUCUUAUGUCUACAGAGAAACUCCUGGGAAAGGGCAUCUUUGCGAGUACAUAUAGAGCUAAUUCGCCUGAUUUUUCUGUUCUGGUCAAGAGAUUAUCACAAGGUAUAACUUUCGUCCGCAACAAAAGAGAUUUUUAUCUAGAUGAUCUUUGUAAAUCCAGUGGGGAACUCCUGGGAAAUGGCAUCUUUGCGAGCACAUAUAGAGCUAAUUUGCCUGAUUUUUCUGUUGCGGUCAAGAGAUUGUCAAAUGAUAUAAUCUACGUGCGCAACAAAAGAGAUUUUGAGCAACGUUUACAAGCAUUAGGAAGUCUGGAGCAUACCAAUCUAGUGAGUUUACAGGCCUAUCAUAUUUCUGAAGAAGAUAAGCUUCUUAUAUAUAAUUAUCUUCCCAAUGGCAGCCUCUACUCUCUUCUACACACUGAAAAAGAACCCCUGACGUGGUAUAGGCGGAUGAAGAUAGCGGAGGAUGUGGCCUUGGGCCUGGCGUUUCUUCACAAAUCAGGUAUCGCACACAGCAAUGUAAAAUCUUCCAAUAUUCUGCUGGAUAACGACGGAAAUGCCUGCCUAGCAGAUUCUUGUUUGGCUGAUAUUGUUGAAUACUCAAGUGUUGGUAAAAAUUCCAUGGGAUACAUGGCACCGGAGGAGUACAGUAGCGGAAGGAUAUCUAAAGAAUCAGACAUGUACAGGUUUGGAGUAGUACUCCUUGAACUUGUCACCGGAAGAAACCCUUCACGGUUUAGCACAGAUCUUCCCACGUGGAUUUUCUCUAUUGAGGAAGAAAGGUGGACGACUGAAGUGUUGGAUGUGGGGCUGAAGGGUGAAGGGGUAGCCAUCGAAAACAUGUUGGGAAUGCUUGGAAUAGCAAUGACAUGUUGUUCUCCCCUCGUUUACGCCCGUCCCAAGAUAAACAAUGUUGUUGAACUGAUCCGAGAAAUUACUACAGCUUACUCAUGUUCAGAGAUGAAUACAAUGCCUUCAGAGAAAUCGAAUGCACUGCCUUCAGAUAAGAAUGUACCGCCUUCUGAGAAAUCCAAUGCUCAAAAAGAUCAUUCCUCUCUAGUGUUCCACUGCGGAAGUAUUGUUCAUUUUGAUCCACAAGAUCUUAUGGGAUCCUGUGCGGAACUCCUGGGAAAGGGCAGCUUUGGGACUACAUAUAGAACUGAUUCCCAUAAUAUUUCCCUCGUGGUCAAAAUAUUGUCAAAAGAUACAAUUUAUGUGGGCGACAGAAGUGAUUUUGAACGAGGUGUACAAGCAUUGGGAAGUCUGAAGCAUACCAAUCUAGUGAGUUUACAGGCUUAUAAUACUCUCGAAGAAGAGAGGCUUCUUAUAUAUAACUAUUAUCCCAAUGGCAGCCUCUAUACCCUUCUACACACUGAAGAAGAACCCCUAAAGUGGGAUAGGCGGAUGGAGAUAGCUGCGGAUGUGGCCUUGGGCUUGGAAUUUCUUCACAAGUCAGGUAUUGCACACGGUAAUGUAAAAACUUCCAACAUUCUGCUGGACAACGAGGGAAAUGCCUGCCUUACAGAUACUUGUUUGGCGGGUAUUUUGAAAAAUUCAAGUGUUACUGAAAAAUUCUCGGGAUAUAUGGCACCGGAGCAGUACCAUAGCAAAAGAUUAUCCGAAAAAUCAGACGUGUAUAGUUUUGGAGUGGUACUCCUUGAACUUGUGAGUGGGAAGAACCCUUCAUCGGUUAACACACAUCUUCCCACAUGGAUUGUUUGUAUUGAGAAAGAAAGGUGGAGCGAUGAAGUGUUGGAUGAGAGGGUGGAGAGGGAUGGGAGAGGCAUCCAAAACAUGUUGGGAAUGCUUGAAAUAGCAAUACGUUGUACUUCUCCCCAUGUUUACUCCCGUCCCAUGAUGAACAAUGUGGUCGAAAUGAUUCAAGGAAUGAGGGCACCUGCCUCAUGUUAACAUGCAGCCACCGAGUAAAGAGUGUCAACCGGUCAACCCACCCUUGAAACAUUUAUGCAGGCAUUGUAAAUAUUUUUGUAAAUAUUUUUGUAAAUUGUUUUUUUCUAUGAUAAGCAUCGUAAAUAAUUUGGUAAGAGGCCACACAAGAAUUAAUGUAAAUAUCUUUUAGCUGUGC